Erpetoichthys calabaricus (reedfish) is the source of this 1068-nucleotide messenger RNA. RefSeq lists its product as uncharacterized. NCBI's taxonomy places the organism in Eukaryota, Metazoa, Chordata, Cladistia, Polypteriformes, Polypteridae. Bases 1 to 1068 code for a protein of 355 amino acids. The transcript is spliced from 8 exons. The record is from RefSeq and is a predicted model, not a curated record.
AUGUCCAGAGUUACAUCCUCUUGUAUUGGCAUAGAGUGCAAGUCCACCUUCUUUCUGCUUUCCGCAGAUGAUGCAGGAGAAUCCCAUUUGCUGGAUGUCUCUUUGAAUGCUAAAUGUGGAUACAAACUACGAAAGAACUAUAGGGGUGACUUAGAUCUGUUUGCAUCCUUGAAGGCCUGCCAUGUAUAUAAUGAGGAGAACCAUGUUUUCCUUACUUUAGAAGUUAUGUUUACUCCAUUAAAUUCAAGCAUGGUGGCAGAGAUGGAAGUUUUUUCUUUUAGUUGCACCCAGAAAAUGGAACCAAGUGUGAAAAGAAAAAUAACCUGUGAAGAGGAUUACAUUGAGGUUUCCCUCAUUGUUGAUCCAGCUUUUCAGUUUGCUCUGUAUAAUGCUGCAAAGGAUGAUCUGGAUCCUUGGUAUUUUGAAGUUCACUAUCCUGAUGAUGGCACCAUUAAUGUGGACUAUGGGUGGAUUUUGGAUAAUGGAAUUGGUCUUAACAUCAGUGCCUUCAAUGGUUGGAUAACUUUCAGGGUACCAGUUAGCCAUCCAAUUAUUCAAAAGAAGGAUUUGACAAAUCGCCAAUUUCUUCGGUACAAAGUUGCUGCAAAGCAUGAAGAUCUCCUGAUUGGAUUGCGGUAUGAUUUGAGUGCUCUUUGUCCAAAAGUCUACAUUCAAUGCAGAAAUGGCAGAAUUGCCAUGACUGCUGCCAAUGUAAAGUUUCCUGUAAGAGGCGAAACCAGUGACCUUAUCAUUGGAAUGAUGAAGGAUGGUACCAUAAUGUCUCAGCAAGAGAUGGAAGAUAACCACAUUCACUUAUAUCUUGAUGCACAUAAACUUGGUGUAACCUAUCCACAAAGCUUUAAUAUGGGCUAUGAUGUGAAUGGUCAGUUUCUCUAUAUGCACCAGCUACACUUGGUCCACACGUGGAGAGACUUGGAUGAGAGGGGUGAUGUCAGCAUGCUGAUAAAACUACCUGGAGAGAGGUGUCUAGAAAAAAGUUUGAAGUCUACAAAGCCCGAGUUUGUAGGCAAGUCCUUUUUGGUGGGGCGAGUAUUAAGCGUUUUCUGA